Pelmatolapia mariae (spotted tilapia) is the source of this 4272-nucleotide messenger RNA. RefSeq names its product zinc finger and BTB domain containing 11 (gene zbtb11). Gene Ontology annotation, cellular component: nucleus. The coding region runs from base 472 to 4017 and encodes 1181 amino acids. The record is from RefSeq and is a predicted model, not a curated record. Gene Ontology annotation, biological process: regulation of transcription by RNA polymerase II. NCBI's taxonomy places the organism in Eukaryota, Metazoa, Chordata, Actinopteri, Cichliformes, Cichlidae. Gene Ontology annotation, molecular function: DNA binding; DNA-binding transcription factor activity, RNA polymerase II-specific; protein binding. The transcript is spliced from 10 exons.
AAUACAAUUUAAGAUCAAUAUAUGGCCUUACACGAUGUCAGGCGAGACUGUGGGUUUUGUUACGCCCACUAAAGAAUAAUAAAGAUUUAGAUAAGUAAAAAUAUUUCAUCUAUAAAUAAAAAAAUAAAUACACUUAAAUUGCUCGGGUUCUUUUCCAUGACGUUAAAGCUUUGCACAUUGUGCCCUCUUGUGGCAGGGAAAACAUUUGCGUACUUCCGCCCCUGUUACGCCAAAUCCGGUUGUGCAGCAGCCAUUUUGUCUGUUCGGGCAUUUCUCCCCAGUCGGUUGCGAACUGCAGUUCCACCUUCGCAAACAAUUUGAAAUGCGGUUGUAGCGGCUCUAUUUCGCAUUAGCAACGAUCCGAGCGACGUACAAAAAUUUCCGUCCGACUUCGGGAAGCUGAGGAGGGCCCUCCUCUUCCAGAAAAAUCCACAGUUAAGCGUGAGAAGCGCUGCUCGGCUCGGCUCGGACAUGUCGUGUGAGGAAAGCUACUUGGCCAUCAUACGCUACCUGACCGACGAGCGGGAGCCGUACGCGCCGGGGACGCCCGGGAACACCAAGAGGAAGAUCCGCAAGGCGGCCGCCUGCUACGUGGUGCGGAACGGGACCCUAUUUUAUCAGCGCAGGUUGAAGGGCCAGAAUGACUUCACGGAGCUGGAGGUGGUGCUGCAGGACGAGCGCAGGAAGGAACUUAUCAACGAGGCGCACAUUAUGGUGGGCGGAGAGCACCUGAACCAGCAGCUCACCUGGGAAGUCAUCUCCCAGAAGUACUGGUGGAGAGGGAUCCUGAAGCACGUCAAAGACCACAUCAGGGAGUGUGCUCACUGUCAGAGCAGGCGGGGCACCGAUGACGGCUCGGGGCAGCGAUCGUUCUCCCGACCGGGCAGACGCAGGACUGCUGCCAACUCCAACGAAGAAGAGGAGGAGGAGGAGGAAGAAGAGGGAGAUGAAAAUGUAUUCUUCACAGAUUCUUCUCAGCAACAGAGGUCCAAGAUGGCGAAGGGGACGCCGAAGCAUGAGCUGGUGUUUGUUGACAGUAAAGGCGUGGUCAAUCAGUUUCUGUCCAAACACAGCCAGACCAUGUUGGACAAACUCAACGAGCAGCGUCUCAGCAAUCAGUUCUGUGACAUCACGCUGCUGAUCGAAGGCGAGGAGUACCGUGCGCACAAAGCUGUGCUGGCAGCGUGCAGCGAGUACUUCAAUGAGCUCUUCUUUGAGAAAGGCGCUGCGUCCACGCACGAAGCUGUUGUCGACCUCUCUGGGUUCACCAAAGCCAGUUUCCUCCCGCUGCUGGACUUUGCUUACACAUCCACGCUUACGUUUAACUUCUGCAUCAUGGCGGACAUCGCAAACCUCGCCCGACACCUGCUGAUGACCGAGGUGCUGCAGAUGUGUGAGUCGGUACAUAAGCAGGUGGAAGAACAGAAGCUGACGGUGUAUCAGAGGGGAGACGUUCACACGGUGUUGUCGAGCGAGCCGGCCACUCAGGAAGAGGCGAAGAAUGACUCUGAAACCUACAUGGUGACCAUAGAGAGUGACGGACAGGCAUUAGUCACGCACAGCGGCGUCACCGUGUCAGGCGAGACAUUGGCUUUUGUUACACCCUCUAAAGACGGCUGCAUCCAGCAACCGAUGGCGGUUAUUACGCAGACAGUAGAAGGAGAGGAAGUACACGAAGGGGAGGCUGGACAGAGCGAGACUGUGGCCCUGAUUGCACACGCCGGGCAGGUGGAACCGGGUGAGACCGUCACUCUUAUUUCAGGGGGUGCUGAAGGUUUGGAGGGGGAGACGAUGACUGUGGUCACCCACAGUGGGCAGGCCGGGGCCAGCGAAUCCCUCGCCGUGGUGUCCGCAUGUUUGGCGAUGGAAGAGCCACAAGUCGCCGAGGCAGAAGCAUUUGUCAUAAACGUGGAACCGAACAAAGAGAGCCCCCUGGAGGUCACCCAGCUGGCACCUGCAGCGGUGACGUCCACUCAGGAGGCCACUACAGAGCAGCAGAGGGUCGAACCAGCACCACUGCCACAGAAACGCAAACGAGGACGUCCAGCAAAGGUGAGGAAGGAGGUGGAGAUAGAGGAGUUCCUGCCGCUGGAAGACGAGGAACCCUCUGCAGAUGAAAGUCACUCAGACAAGCAGGAGUUCACAUCAGAUGACCCCAACAGGAGGCGACUCCGGCAGCGCUCCAUCGCAGAGGGCGGUUACGCUCGUCUGCAUAUGGGGCUGGAGGAGGAGGAGGAGGCGGCGAAGAAAGGUUCAGCCUCACCGCGUGCUGCCACCCCGAAGGUUGGGUCGAGGCCCGGGAAGAGAGGCAGGCCGCCCAAGCAGCCUGUGGAAAGUCAGGUGGAAGCACUGCCUGAGUCUGCAGCGGAUCCAGCGGUCAGUGCUACGGAGAGCGUUAUGACCGAGGAAGUUGCUACUGAGGAGGCCGGGGCUCCGAAGGUUUCGGAGCCAGAGACCACAGCCAGUCAGGAGAAAACUCAGGCAGAGAGCACCGUAGACGGCGAGCACACGUGCUCCGAGUGCGGCAUGUCCUUUCAGAGACGUUACUCCCUCAUCAUGCACACGUUAAAGCACGAGAAAGCUCGAGGGUACAAGUGCAGCCUGUGCAGUAAGGAGUUCCAGUACGCCGCCUCUCUCCGUGCCCACCUGGCCCGACACAAGCAGCAGAGCAGCCAGCGAGCCCCUGUCGCCAAACCCUCAGUGGAGCAGGGCUCCGAGGGGAGAGCGGACAGCGAGAUGGAUGAGAAAACAUCGUCAUCGUCCUCGCUCACCAAAAGAGAAUUUGUGUGUGACAUUUGCGGGAAAACCUUACCGAAGCUCUACUCCCUGCGGAUCCACAUGCUGAAUCACACUGGUGUGCGGCCUCAUUCCUGCAAGGUCUGCGGGAAGACGUUCGCCCACAAACACAGCCUGAAGAUGCACCGAGCGCUGCACGACGUCACCAAACAGUUCCAGUGCGAAUUCUGCAAGAAGUCGUUUGUGAGCAAGCGGAGCAUGGAGGAGCACACCAGCCUCCACACAGGUGAAUCGAAGUACCUCUGCAACACGUGUGGAGCCACCUUCCACCGAGCCUCCGCUCUCAGCAAACACCUGAAGAAGCACCAACCCAAACCCGACGUCCGGCCGUUCGCCUGUGCACAUUGCGAUAAGAGGUUCUACGAAGCCAAAGAUCUGCAGCAGCACAUGAACAAGCACAUGGGCCUGAAGCCUUUCCAGUGCCAGGUGUGCGGGAAAUGUUACAGCUGGAAGAAGGACUGGUACUCCCACGUCAAGUCCCACAGCGUCGCCGAGCCUUUUAAAUGUAACGUCUGUGGAAAGGAGUUCUUUGAGAAGGCUCUGUUCAGGAGGCACGUGAAGAAAGCCACGCACGGGAAGAAGGGCCGAGUGAAGCAGAAUUUGGAGAGAGAGUGCGAGCACUGUGGCAGGAAGUUCACGCAGCUCCGGGAGUACCGACGCCACAUCAACAACCACCAGGGAGUGAAGCCUUUCGAAUGUCUGACUUGCGGUGUCGCCUGGGCUGAUGCACGCUCUCUCAAGCGCCAUGUCCGCACUCACACAGGAGAGCGGCCAUACGUGUGCCCCAUGUGCCAGGAGGCCCACAUCGACGCACGCACUCUACGCAAGCACAUGGCCAAGUACCACGUGGACAGCCUGCCUGGGAAGAUCAUGCUGGAGAAGGACACCCUCCAGUUUCACAACCAGGGCACACAGGUGGAGCACGCAGUCAGCAUCCUGGCGUCCGACCUGCCCCCCGAGCUACGGCCUGCGCAGCAGCCGGCCUCGGAGGAGAUCGAGACCGUGCUGAUCACGGAGGAGACGGUGGAGGCCGUGGAGGCUGUUCAGGCUGUGCAGGCGGUGAGCGACGGCUCGGUGGCGACGCUCUCGGAUCAGGGCAUCAUGCAGGUCGUGAACUACGUCUUGGCCCAGCAGGCGCUGACGGGGGGGAAGCUCGAGGAAACCCCUGAGGUGAUUCAGACGAUGGAGGUGGAGGUGGCUCACGUCGCCGAGGUAGAGUAGCUGUGGGCCGGAGGACGGGGAGUCCCCACACAGACUGAACACGUUGCUUCACAGUCUGUAUAAAAUGUAAAAAAAAAACCAUUCAGAUCCUAUUUUUCUGAACUUGUAAAUAGUGUAAUGAUCUCAGACUCGAGGUUUUCACUGUGUGCAUUGUCUGUAAAUAGCUAAGCAAACAGUAAGUGGAUACAUUUCAGACAUGAACUGUCGUCGCUCAGGAGGAAUGCAGGCAGAAUUAAAGCUUUGGCUCAAACGUUU